Molecule: messenger RNA, 2316 nt
Organism: Cariama cristata (Red-legged seriema)
Lineage: Eukaryota; Metazoa; Chordata; Aves; Cariamiformes; Cariamidae
Gene: RALBP1
Product: ralA binding protein 1
Exons: 9
Coding region: 61-2025 (654 amino acids)
Biological process (GO): small GTPase-mediated signal transduction; endocytosis; positive regulation of GTPase activity
Cellular component (GO): membrane
Molecular function (GO): GTPase activator activity; small GTPase binding
Source: RefSeq, a predicted model, not a curated record
CCUGCUGCAGGUGUGAUGGACAGGUAGCAGAAGAUUUCACUUUGAUAUCAGGGAAUCAGAAUGACCGAGUGCUUCCUGCCUCCCACGAGCAGCCCCAGUGAACACCGUCGGGUAGAACACAGCGGGGGUCUUGCUCGUACUCCCAGCUCUGAAGAAAUCAGUCCUACAAAAUUCCCUGGUUUGUACCGCACUGGUGAGCCUUCACCACCUCAUGACAGCUUGCAUGAGCCUCCAGAUAUAGUAUCUGAUGAUGAAAAGGAGCAUGGGAAGAAGAAAGGAAAAUUUAAGAAGAAAGAAAAAAGAACGGAAGGUUAUGCUGCAUUUCAAGAGGACAGUUCCGGUGAUGAAGCUGAAAGUCCUUCAAAGUUGAAGCGGUCCAAGGGAAUACAUGUCUUCAAGAAACCCAGCUUUUCCAAAAAAAAGGAAAAGGAUUUUAAAAUAAAAGAGAAGCCCAAAGAUGAAAAACACAAGGAAGACAAACAUAAGGAAGACAAGCAUAAAGAGAAGAAGUCAAAAGACUUAACGGCAGCAGAUGUUGUAAAGCAGUGGAAAGAGAAGAAGAAAAAGAAAAAGCCAAUUCAGGAGACAGAGAUACCUCAAGUGGAUGUUCCAAGUCAUAGACCCGUGUUUGGCAUUCCCUUGUCUGAUGCGGUAGACAGGACCAUGAUGUACGAUGGCAUCCGCCUGCCAGCAGUUUUCCGUGAAUGUAUAGAUUACGUAGAGAAGUAUGGCAUGAAAUGUGAAGGCAUCUACAGAGUUUCAGGAAUAAAAUCAAAAGUUGAUGAGCUAAAAGCAGCCUAUGAUCGAGAAGAAUCUCCCAACCUGGAAGAAUACGAGCCCAAUACAGUAGCCAGCUUGCUGAAACAGUACCUGCGAGAACUGCCUGAAAACUUGCUUACCAAAGAGCUAAUGCCUCGCUUUGAAGAUGCUUGUGGAAAGAGCACGGAAGCUGAGAAAGUUCAGGAGUGCCAGAGGUUGCUGAAAGAGUUGCCAGAAUGUAACCACCUCCUGAUUUCUUGGCUGAUUGUGCAUAUGGACCAUGUUAUUGCAAAGGAACUGGAAACAAAAAUGAACAUCCAGAAUAUUUCUAUAGUGCUCAGCCCUACUGUCCAGAUCAGCAACCGUGUCCUGUAUGUAUUUUUUACACAUGUUCAAGAGUUCUUUGGGAAUGUGACCCUAAAGCAGGUGACCAAACCUCUUCGCUGGUCAAAUAUGGCAACAAUGCCAGCACUUCCAGAAACACAAGAAAGCAUCAAAGAAGAAAUCAGGCGACAGGAGUUCCUACUGAACUGUUUGCACAGAGACUUGCAGGCAGGGAUAAAAGACUUAUCCAAAGAAGAGAGACUCUGGGAGGUGCAAAGAAUUUUAACAGCUCUUAAGAGGAAACUAAGAGAAGCUAAGAGACAGGAGUGUGAAACAAAGAUUGCACAAGAAAUUGCUAGCCUUUCAAAGGAGGAUGUCUCCAAAGAAGAAAUGAAUGAGAAUGAAGAAGUUAUAAAUAUUCUGCUUGCACAGGAGAACGAGAUUUUAACAGAACAAGAAGAACUGCUGGCCAUGGAGCAGUUUCUGCGGAGACAGAUUGCCUCCGAGAAGGAAGAAAUAGAUCGCCUUCGAGCAGAAAUAGCUGAAAUACAAAGUCGCCAGCAGCACGGCCGAAGCGAAACCGAGGAAUAUUCUUCUGAGAGUGAAAGUGAGAGUGAAGAUGAGGAGGAACUGCAGGUCAUCCUGGAAGAUUUGCAGAGACAGAAUGAGGAACUGGAGAUAAAGAACAAUCACCUGAACCAAGCAAUUCACGAGGAGCGAGAGGCCAUCAUCGAGCUGCGGGUACAGCUUCGCCUACUGCAGCGAGCUAAAUCGGAGCAGCAGGUGCAGGAAGAAGAGGAGCCAGAAAAACGCGGGGCUGUUUCUCAGCAGCAGCGAGAUGGGGUCCUGGAGACAAAAGCAGCCAAAGAGCAGCCAAAAGCAAGCAAGGAGCAGCAAGUCAAGCCAUCACCCAGUAAAGACCGGAAAGAAACUCCAAUCUGAUCAGGCUCCUGGAGAUGCAUAAAAUCAACUGAACUGUGCAAAUUACUGUAACAUGAGUCAAACUGCACAAAUUAUUGCUGGCUGUGUACAUUCUGUAAAGAAACUUCUCUUCUAAGCCCUGGAGACUUUUGUCUCCUAUACUUGUGGCUUCUGCUCAUCAGACUCAGGUGAGUUUGGAGAGGCCAGAAGAGUUUUCCAGUUAGCAUCAGAUUAUUUCACGACUGGUUUCCUUCAGGUGAUUUAAAGUAAUUCAGUAACAGUUUUAUUUUAAACCAAAAUCUUUACAUUCAU